AUUCCUCUCUGGUUUCGUGGGUGAGUGUGUUCAUAUAGCCCGGAGCGACUCUUCCUCUUCGGCUUUAAUGGCGUUAGAAAUUACGCGAACUGCACAUCUACGCUACCCAGUCAUCGUCUGAAAUCCUUCAAUCUUUGCAUGCCUUACCAAUAGUUCACUGAUAAAAUCCAAAUGUGGAGGUUAUUGAUGAAAUUGAAAUCUCCAUCAACAAAAGCCAUCUCUAUUUAAACUUCUGAGCGACACCCGAAUGACUGAUAAUGGUAAUCUCGUAAUGGGAUGUGUUAUUGAACUGUUUUAAUCGAUAUCUGUAAUGAGUUUUCUGUUUCUGGGAUUGCUCUGAUUGCUUGGGGUCAGCUUUUUAAUUUUUCCGGCGGUAUCGGUUGGCUUGUUUUUUUUUUGUCGGUGUCCGAAGGCGUUGAGAUAGGGGGACAAGAUGAGAGAAAACGUGGAGCAUGACGAAGAAGUUGAGAAGCUGUUAGAUGAGAUCCCUCAGAUAACUUCAUACAAUCUUCUUCAUCAGCAUCCACAUGGUUAUGGUGGGGAUGACAGACAGGCUAUCCAUGGAAUGUAUGGUAUGUUUGAUGAUGAUCCGUUUACUCAUAUGACUAAGUAUCCGUGUAUUUCAUCCCCUGUCAGCGGUUUGUCUCUGCUAUCGGAUGGGUCUUCCUCAAGCCCGUUCUCUGGUAGGUAUCCCUCUUCUGACAAUGGAUCGCCAACGCCACUCCCAUUGGAGGAGCUUAAAUCUCCCAUGUCUUCUGGGAGUUUUAACUGCCCAAAAAGUUUCUGCUUGGACUCCAAAAUGCCUGAUUUAACUGUCAGGAAGAAGGAUAAUGGAAACUUGGUUGAUGAAUUAGAACUCUGCUCCGCUUUGAGAAGAAUGCAUUUUAACAACCAACAUGAUAAGCCUUGUAAUGUGGAAGAUGCGUCAAUAGGCAUGAAUGGGCUUCCUUCUUGUGUCUGUUUGGAUGGAAAUAACCCCAUCAAUGAUUGUAAACAAGAGGAAUAUCGCAAUUUCAAGAGAGCAUUUCUUAACCGUAGGGGAGUUGAAUCCCCUUUUCCUAGUAUUCCUGUAAGUCCUGUGAGUCCCGAUUCUGAAGCAGGCGUAGCAUUUCCAGGAUUUCCCCGGGGCAAUAAGAUGGCUGGUUUAUUUGGAGCACGACACUGUUCCAGAAGGCUUGAAACUAUGAUGUUGCAAUCAAAUGACUUUAGAAGUUCAAUAGAUUCUUCUGCCUGCAGAGGGCAGCUGAUAAAUAACUUCUGUUACGGAGGAAAUAUGGCACCAGAGCUUACUGCUUCUUUGAGUGGACAUCCUAUAGUUGAUACUUCACCUCAUCCACAUCAAAAUGGAAUGAGUUUGAUGCGAGAAAGGAACAUGUCAACAUUUCCGAAUUCUCCCAUUCGUUCUAAUUUAAGGCCAUAUUUGAGCGCUAAACACUUACAGCAGUGUAACCUUCCUACGUCUAAUGCAAGAGCUUCCCCCCUUUCAAACACAAGAAUUCCACAAGCAGGCCUAGAUGCUAUUACAAGUGAAGGGAGCUUCAUCAUCCAAGGUGAAGGUUUAAAUUAUGUCAUUAGCAAUGGUUUUGAUCAUCCAAGGGGUCAGAGUAAGGGUUCAUUGCGUGAAACUGGCUAUAAGAAGAAUCUGCGCAAGUCAGAGCCUGAAAUCCAGCGCCAAGUUUUGGGAAAUCAUGUAAUCCAUCAGGUUGCUAGGACUGAUUGCUCAUUCCCCUCACUGUCCAAGUGUCAUUCCCUAGCAGGAGCUAGGGGGUACAUAUGUUUAAUUGCCAAAGAUCAGCAAGGGUGUAGAUUUUUGCAAAGAAUGUUUGAUGAGGGUACCCCAGAAGAUGUUCAAGUAAUAUUUAAUGAGAUCAUCAAUCAUGUUGUUGAACUUAUGGUGAAUCCUUUCGGAAAUUACCUUAUGCAGAAGUUGUUGGAUGUGUGCACUGAAGAACAGAGGAUGCGGAUCAUACUCAUGGUUACUCUAGAACGAGGGCAGCUUGUCAGAAUCUCUUUAAACACUCAUGGCACCCGUGUGGUACAGAAGCUAAUUGAGACUCUCAAAAUAAGACAGCAAAUUUCCCUAGUUGUGUCAGCCCUUGAACCUGGAUUCUUGGAACUUAUUAAAGAUCUAAAUGGAAAUCAUGUGAUUCAGCGAUGUUUGCAGUUCCUGAGCAAUGAAGAUAACAAAUUUAUAUUUGUUGCUGCCGCAAAGUAUUGCAUCGAGAUUGCAACUCAUCAACAUGGAUGUUGUGUUCUGCAAAGAUGCAUUAGUCAUUCAAGUGGGGAGGAUCGUGACAGACUGAUUGCUGAAAUAUCUGCUAAUGCUCUUCUGCUAGCUCAAGACCAAUAUGGAAAUUAUGUUGUCCAGUAUAUCUUGGACUUAAGGAAUCCAUAUGCCACUGCUUGUAUAAUUUCACAAUUUGAGGGUCACUAUGUUCACCUGUCAAUGGAGAAAUUCAGCAGCCAUGUGGUUGAAAAAUGUCUUGCUGUAUUCAGUGGUGAGAACCGGUCAAGAAUCAUCUGCGAACUGCUCUCUGCUCCACACUUUGAGCAGUUGCUUCAAGAUCCCCACGCAAACUAUGUUGUUCAAUCAGCUCUUCGAAAUUCUGCGGGUCAUGUGCAUAAUGCACUAGUCGAAGCGAUAGAAUCCCACAAAGCUGUUUCGAGAAAUAGUCCAUACUCAAAAAAGAUUUUCUCACAGAAGCUUUGGAAGAAGUGAUGUACAUUCUCCCGUAAGGCUCGAAGUGUUGUUGUUGUUGUUCUACAUUACUAAAGCUGCAUCCUGCCACUACAAUUAUAAUAUAUGGAUUCUAUGGUUAUUUAACUGUAAGUUGGUGCUGCUCAUAACCAUACAAAGGAUUAACUCUGUAAAGAAGUGUUUAUCCUUCUGGUCAGCUGAAUCUGGAAAGAAAAGGUUAAGACAAUUUUGCUCUUAAAGUUUCUAGACAUGCUUCUGUACUAUUUCUAUGAUCUUGUAUUUUAACAUCUUGGAUAUGAUCAUCCUGUUAAUUAUGAUAUUCUCACUUUAUUGAGACUGUACAGUGUAUAGAAUGUUAGGAUGUUUUUGCUGUUACUGUAUAAAGUACUAUGAGAUGCCUCUCUCAGAAUAACUCUGUUUUGUGGUCAA
Neltuma alba is the source of this 3127-nucleotide messenger RNA. RefSeq names its product putative pumilio homolog 7, chloroplastic. The transcript is spliced from 5 exons. Gene Ontology annotation, cellular component: cytoplasm. Bases 434 to 2719 code for a protein of 761 amino acids. Gene Ontology annotation, biological process: post-transcriptional regulation of gene expression. Lineage: Eukaryota; Viridiplantae; Streptophyta; Magnoliopsida; Fabales; Fabaceae. The record is from RefSeq and is a predicted model, not a curated record. Gene Ontology annotation, molecular function: mRNA binding.